CUGUGAAUCCUCUGAUGAACACUCAGCUGGCCUCCACUACUUCUGACAACAACGCUCCCAUCGACAAUGUUCAUAUCUCGACUACUGGUCUCAAAUCUGCCCUAACUCACCGUUAGUCCGCCGCCUUGUUAUCCUCUGAAGACACACGAUGGAGCCGUCUGCGCCCAAAAGCAAGCUGAAAAAGCUGAGUGAAGACAGUUUGACCAAACAACCAGAGGAAGUGUUUGAUGUUCUUGAGAAACUUGGUGAAGGUUCCUAUGGCAGCGUGUUUAAAGCCAUCCAUAAGGAGUCAGGCCAGGUGGUGGCCAUCAAGCAGGUUCCUGUGGAGUCGGAUCUGCAGGAGAUCAUCAAGGAGAUUUCCAUCAUGCAGCAGUGUGACAGCCCUUACGUAGUGAAGUACUAUGGCAGCUACUUCAAGAACACAGACCUGUGGAUUGUCAUGGAGUAUUGUGGAGCCGGCUCUGUCUCUGACAUCAUUAGACUGCGCAACAAGACGUUGACAGAGGAUGAGAUUGCCACUAUCCUGAAGUCGACACUAAAGGGGCUUGAAUACCUUCACUUCAUGAGGAAGAUCCAUCGGGACAUCAAGGCAGGAAACAUCCUCCUCAACACAGAGGGACACGCUAAACUGGCCGACUUUGGAGUUGCUGGACAACUAACGGACACCAUGGCAAAGAGAAACACGGUGAUUGGUACUCCGUUCUGGAUGGCCCCAGAGGUGAUCCAGGAGAUCGGCUACAACUGUGUGGCUGACAUCUGGUCUCUGGGCAUCACAUCCAUAGAGAUGGCAGAGGGCAAACCUCCCUACGCUGACAUCCAUCCCAUGAGAGCUAUCUUCAUGAUCCCCACCAACCCCCCUCCAACAUUCAGGAAGCCGGAGCUUUGGUCAGACGACUUCACAGACUUUGUCAAGAAGUGUCUGGUCAAGAAUCCAGAGCAGAGAGCGACCGCCACACAGCUCCUACAGCACCCAUUCAUCAGCCAGGCCAAGCCGGUCACAAUCCUGAGAGAUCUGAUAACUGAGGCCAUGGAGAUGAAAGCCAAGAGGCAGCAGGAGCAGCAGAGAGAGCUGGAGGAGGAGGACGACAACUCUGAGGAGGAGACCGAGGUGGACUCUCACACUAUGGUGAAGUCGGGUUCAGAGGGUGCAGGAACCAUGAGGGCCACCAGCACCAUGAGUGACGGGGCGCAGACCAUGAUUGAACACGGCAGCACAAUGCUAGAGUCUGACCUUGGCACUAUGGUCAUCAACAGUGAUGAUGAUGAUGAGGAGGAGGAAGACCAGGGAUCCAUGAGAAGGCACGCCACCCCCCAGCAGCCGAUACGUCCGUCCUUCAUGGACUAUUUUGACAAGCAAGACUCCAACAAGGCAGCCCAGCAGCAGGAGAACUACAACCACAACCAGCCGCAGGAGCAGCCCGGCUACCACAUCCAGUCCAAGAACGUCUUCCCUGACAACUGGAAGGUACCUCAGGACGGAGACUUUGACUUUCUGAAGAACCUGGACUUCGAGGAGCUGCAGAUGCGCCUGAGUGCCUUGGAUCCCAUGAUGGAGCGCGAGAUCGAGGAGCUCAGGCAGCGCUACACCGCCAAAAGGCAGCCCAUCCUGGAUGCCAUGGAUGCCAAGAAGAGACGGCAACAGAACUUCUGAGCUCUCCUACACGUCGCCUUCUCCCUCCGGUCUCGGUUUCCUAAAGCCACUGUCACCACAAAACCUCUGUCCCAUUGACUCAGAGGAACUAAGUUGACCUUAUUGUCUUUGUUCGAAGCCCACUGCUGUUCAGACUGACUGCUAACUGGCCUCUGAAGGAAGUUUGCUUCCUUUACUGGGUGGCAUCCAUUUUGGCUCCUGGAAUCUACACUCGUCUGCCUUGUUGCUACACUAUGUCUAGAUGCUGUUUCUCCAUUUUAAAUCUUAUUUGUUUCUACAGUUCCUGUACAGUUACUUUCCUGUGAAUGAUGCUCAGGACUGCAGCCAAAGAGAGAACUAACGCUUGGUGAUUAUACAUCUGAAAGUCACAAAAUGCAUUUCCCCUUUUCCGGAUGAAAUUACAUUUCAUGUCACAAAGAAAACCCAUAAGGAAGCCUAUCCUCUGGCAGUAGCAGCAGUAUCAUCACCGUGGUCAAUGACAAAGGGUCUUUUUUUCCUCAGACUUUUCACUUUCAGUGUAAAUAUAAUAUAGAGCCUAGUUUGGAAAUACCUGCAACAAAAAGCUGUGGAGGCUUGUCCAUGACCAAAGACAAUCAAGAGGAUGUUGAUUAAGUUGAGAAUGCCUUAAAAUAUUUGAAACCUGGUUUUCAAAAUAAGCAAUGUAAUAAAAAAGAAAACACCCAAGUCGUCAGAUGGUUAAAUCCAUUUCCUCACUUGGAGAUGAGUUGGAAGUGGAUUGUAGAAAGCUGCAAGAAUGGACAGAAAUUAUGGAAAUCAUGUGGAUUGUGAACAGAUCAUGCACGUUUUCAAUCGUUGGUGGAUCAUCUAAACUUAUUUCAUUAGUCUUAAUUUUAUUUUGUUGAGUUCAAGUAUUAUGUUCUGAGCUCCAUGCGUCCUAUUGUCCCAUACUCAUAACACACCUGUCCCAGUUCUACAUCGCUUUCUGAGCACACACUUACCCAACACUCCUCACGAAUUUAAAAUCAGAGCUUUUACUUGGCAAACUUUUCCACCAUACUCAAACCAGAGUUAGUUCAUUCCUAAGUUUAAAAACAAUUCCAUACAAGAAGAAGCAUUCCUAAAUACUGUCUUUUAUUUGUAUGUUCCUGGAGUCUUUAAAACCCCUGUAAAUUUAUUUCAACUGUCUAUUAUGUUUUCUAUAACUGUUCAACAUUAUGAUUGAUAACCUCUGAUUCCAGUAUGAAACAUCAAAGCAGUGGACAACACGAUAACAGUUCGGUGCUCAGUGAAGGUGAAUAAGUGAGAGAACGAACUACAACAACUAGUCAUAUAAACUGUUUAAUGGUUGUAGUCCAAGAAAAAACAUCAAGUUGAGAUAAAACACUGACUGACUGAUACUAUAUACUAAUAAUAAGAGCUACACAUCUAACAUCUGAUGUCUGGAUUUCAGAAUAAAUAUUUGAAAAUGCAUUAAGAUUUCUGUCAACAUAUUUCCAUCUGUUUCAGCAAUUAUGUGUGAAAACAUGCUGUUUUUUAAUUUUCCAGUUUUCUGACCUGUAUGUGUGACAUAAAUGAAGGAAUGAAUAUGUACUGUCAUUCCACGCUGUGUAUUUGUUGGGACACAAAAUUUUAACUACUAAAAACUGUAUUUACACAAAGCUGUUCAAACAACGGUUCAUAAAUAUUGGCUAUUAUCAUGUUCUCAGCUCUGAAAUAUUAAGAACUGUACUGUCCUCAAAAAAAUCCACUAUAUCUGGCUUUAUUCCACCAUUUUGAAUGUUAAUCUGAAAAAAAACAAACAGAUUUGAUCACUUCAUGAAGGAAACAAACUACUCUGUUGUGGAUGUAGUUUAUUUAUUCUGCAUAUUGAUUUUACACAUCGUGCUAAUAAUGACCCUUUGAAUGAACUGUGUCUUUAAAUACAUGUUAAAUAUGUCUGCCGGAUGCUGUUACAUAUGAAUGUUAAUAUGCAGUCUUCGUGGGGUGGUUCAGCCCACACUUGCUGCAUAUUAAUCAGUCAUUUUAAUGAUACUAUAAUCUUAUAAAUAGGCCUGUUACACUGUCUUUUAUCUCAUCUGUUGGACAAUGAGGCCAAAAUGAACUGAUGUUUCAAACACCUGACCAAAUGUCAAUCAGUACUAUCACAGCUUUUGAAUGAUCACAUCUGUUUCUAUUUGUUUUUUUUGUUUAAAUUUUUUCCCCCUCCUGCAUGCGGGUGAACCUGAAAUCAUUAACAUUCUUGCCAUGAAUUAUUUCCAUAAAUUAAGUCUGUAGUGCAUUAGCAACUUACAUACAAGCAUUCACACUUUUAUUUAUUUAAUGUGUUUAAAACGUGUUCUUUUUGAUGACACUGGUUUAAAUAUGGUGGCUGACUUGGCUGUUAAUAUUUUUGCCCUUUGUCAGAUAUAUACGUGGCUUGAUUUCUGCGUGUUUUAGACUAUGCAUGUUUAUAAUUAUGUUUGCUAUUUAGUGGAAUGCUAUUGUAUUAACUGCACAGGUAAGAGUACUGUUAAUAUGGAAGCUGGAUUCGCAGCUUUAACAACAAAGUUUUGCUCUGUACAAUAAAAAGCCCCGUUUGAAAUAUGACAUUGCGGAGAAUCUGCCAUAAUAUAUAUAUAUAUAUAUAUAUUAAUCCCUUUUUGAUAUAUAGCUAUAUGAUUUAUUUCACUUUAUUUCUGCUAUAUUAUAACUUGAGGGUGUAGAGUGGAAUGUAAGCAUUUAUGUUUGAACCACUUAAUUUAUUAUCUUUUGUUUGUAAUACUUUAUAAAGGUUUUGAAAAGGUGCAAGAAAUAAUAAAAGUUACUUAUAGUUAACCA
This is a messenger RNA of Morone saxatilis (striped sea-bass), 4429 nucleotides long. RefSeq names its product serine/threonine kinase 3 (STE20 homolog, yeast) (gene stk3). Gene Ontology annotation, molecular function: ATP binding; protein serine/threonine kinase activity. NCBI's taxonomy places the organism in Eukaryota, Metazoa, Chordata, Actinopteri, Moronidae. Gene Ontology annotation, cellular component: cytoplasm. Bases 149 to 1651 code for a protein of 500 amino acids. The transcript is spliced from 11 exons. Gene Ontology annotation, biological process: protein tetramerization; protein phosphorylation; intracellular signal transduction. The record is from RefSeq and is a predicted model, not a curated record.